UUAAGUUUCACAUAACGCAUUGCAGACAGUCAAGUGGAAAGAUGUACUUUCUCAACUGCAUCUUUGUAUCGCUUGUCCUAGCCGGUUGCUAUGGAGACACACAAAACUCACGAGUCGCAACCGCAUUUUUAGAUAACAAUCUCGUACCCAACAUUGAGGUUGUGGCGCCACAAAAUUUUAUAAGCGUUAAUUACUCAUCCGUAAAUGUGGAUUUGGGUACUGUAGUCAACCCUAUACAGACGUUAUUCCAACCGUCUGUGAGUUACGAAGCCAAUUCGACCGAGUUAUAUACUUUUAUGUUUUUUGGGCCAGAUCUUCCAAUCGACGUGGUUCCAAGAUACACGCAGUUCCUCCACUGGUUGAUCGUGAACAUUCCGGGUGAAGAUAUGGAAAAUGGCGACACCGUGUCUACACAUUUUCCACCCACUCCGUACCCUGGAGGCUUCCCCUACUUAUUUCUCCUUUAUAAGCAGAACGAGAGGAUUGACCCUGAACCUCUAAAUUCGCUACGUUUAAUUCUAAAUCGUCCGGGCUUUGACCCCGUGGAGUUUAAGAGACAACACAGCCUCACCGGACCCUUAGCUGGUAAUUUUAUGCGAGAACAAUACUUAUCGGUUGAUGCGCUUGAAAAUAUUAUUAGUUCUUUACGACCGUCCAUUCUUUAGUAUUUAUUUUAUUGCACUUCGAUUUAAAUACAUAUUGCGUGUUAUUAACAUAUUUGAUUAGA
Messenger RNA from Vanessa atalanta (red admiral), 727 nucleotides. RefSeq names its product protein D1-like. The transcript has 5 exons. NCBI's taxonomy places the organism in Eukaryota, Metazoa, Arthropoda, Insecta, Lepidoptera, Nymphalidae. The coding region runs from base 42 to 665 and encodes 207 amino acids. The record is from RefSeq and is a predicted model, not a curated record.